Molecule: messenger RNA, 669 nt
Organism: Ustilaginoidea virens
Lineage: Eukaryota; Fungi; Ascomycota; Sordariomycetes; Hypocreales; Clavicipitaceae
Exons: 3
Coding region: 1-669 (222 amino acids)
Biological process (GO): transmembrane transport; carbohydrate transport
Cellular component (GO): membrane
Molecular function (GO): carbohydrate:proton symporter activity
Source: RefSeq, a predicted model, not a curated record
AUGUUGGGCAAAAAAUCUAUCAAGGUCAAUGGCGCUGAUUGCGGCGUCGAAGCUCUCGUGUUGGGAGCCGUCACCUCCAUGGGCGGGUCCCUCUUUGGGUACGAUACAGGUCAAGUUUCGGGAAUACUUUUGUUUCGGGAUUUCAUUGACAGGUUUGCACAAACCAAUGACGAUGGGGAGAAAGUUUGGUCGCCAACGAUUAACUCAUCCAUCGUUUCUUUCAUGAGCAUUGGCUGUUUGAUCGGAGCCCUGUCAAGCGCUUACACGGCAGACUGGUGGGGACGCCGGAAAAGCAUUUCCUUUGGGGUGGUCAAUUUCAUCAUUGGAAAUAUCAUCCAGAUCACCGCCACGAACAGCUGGUUACAUAUGAUGAUGGGUCGCUUCGUUGCGGGUAUUGGUAUUGGAAACUUAUCAGUCGGCAUCCCCAUGUUUCAAUCCGAAUGUUCUCCCAGAGAAAUACGCGGCGCCGUGGUCGCAUCGUACCAGCUCAUGAUCACCAUUGGCAUCCUGACUGCAAACGUCAUCACCUACAACGUCCGAAACAGCGAAACCUCUAGUUCCUCGUGGAGAACCGUGAUUGGGAUCGGAAUUGCCCUUUCGCUGCCUCUCGCCUUGGGCAUUCUCACAGUUCCCGAAUCACCCAGAUGGCUUGCUGGUCGAGGCGACUAG